Molecule: messenger RNA, 300 nt
Organism: Mesorhabditis belari
Lineage: Eukaryota; Metazoa; Nematoda; Chromadorea; Rhabditida; Rhabditidae
Source: the annotation of a GenBank genome assembly
AUGAAGCCUUGCGCUUUGCUAGCCAUCGUUUUUUUACAAUUGCUAGUCAUCGUCUCAGCACAAUGGGAUUUCCCAAUAAGCCGAGCAAAACGAGCAACGUACACGUACAAUGGUGCCAGCUACACUUAUCCAUACUAUCGAAAUGGAGCCACAUUCUCUGCACCCACAAACGGAUACAAUAACAAUGGACAAUACUAUUACAAUGCUGCUAACACACAAACCUACACAGGAAACGGGCAAACAUUCACGUGUCACGGUGGAUACACAUACAAUGGAGUAUACUAUCCAUAUUGUGGCUUU